Messenger RNA from Adineta steineri, 1089 nucleotides. The record is from the annotation of a GenBank genome assembly. Lineage: Eukaryota; Metazoa; Rotifera; Eurotatoria; Adinetida; Adinetidae.
AUGGCUGCAUAUACUGACGAAGAAAAGAUUACACAAUGUAUAUUACGUUUAAGUGAUAUUGCUAAAGAACCACAUGAACUUCUCAUGCCAAUCAGCGGCUAUGAGAAAAUGCCAAUUGUUUCACUAGAACAAGCUGUUGAGCCACUUGUCUGCUUUCUACCAACCGUUCAAAGCCAUGUUUAUGUGGCUAAACAGAAAUGCAAACAGCCGGAUGACGGUCUAACACAAGAUGAAUCAGCUUCAAUUAUGCUCUAUUCUAUGGGAUGGAAACCACUUGAUGAAUGUCUCUAUGUCGUUUUGAAUGCCACAUUACGAUCAAAAGAUAGAGGCAAACUCGAACCGUGGUUUCUUUAUCUGAAACUCUUUCUAACUGCACUAUCUCGUCUACCGACAGUACCAACUCUACAUGUUUACCGAGGGAUUAAAUCAGACUUGAGCAAAGACUAUAUACGGGGUAAAACAGUUGUAUGGUGGGGCUUUUCUUCAUGUACUAUGGUAAUAGAUGUUUUACAAUCAGAACUAUUUUUGGGCAAGACAGGUACAAGAACAAUGUUCAACAUAGAUUGUAAUUCAGGUAAAAGUAUUGAAAACCAUUCCUUUUAUCCAUCAGAAAAUGAAAUACUUCUAUGUGCUGCAACUCAAUUCGAGGUUGUUGGAUGUCUCGAUCAAGGCUCUGGUCUUCGAGUAAUUCAACUGAAAGAAAUUGUGCCACAAUAUCCACUUUUACAACCAGUUUCUUCUAUUGUUAAUCGUACUAAGAAGUAUGUUAAUCAACAAGCCGAUAACUUCAACUUACAUCAGAAACUUCGUUGUAAAGGGCGUGCUUGUCGUACUUGUGGUAAAUGUCAUGAUUGGUCUUACACUGGUGAUGUGACGAGUUGGGAUUGGUUCCGUAAUAGAGCUAAUGCCGUAUGGACCAACGAUGAUUACGCACACUGGAACAAUAAUCGUGUUUGGAAUCAUUUCAAACGUCGUGAAGGUGCUUCAUGUACUUAUUCUUUUGGUUCUUAUUCUAUCGGUUAUUUUGGUUCUCUUAUUCUUCAUUCUGUAGGUUUUGUUCAUUAUUUAUGUAUUUGCGACAGAAAAUAA